Molecule: messenger RNA, 2743 nt
Organism: Nerophis lumbriciformis (worm pipefish)
Lineage: Eukaryota; Metazoa; Chordata; Actinopteri; Syngnathiformes; Syngnathidae
Biological process (GO): activation of GTPase activity
Molecular function (GO): protein binding; guanyl-nucleotide exchange factor activity
Source: RefSeq, a predicted model, not a curated record
AUUUUUUGCAACAUUAAAUAUUUAAUUUUAAACAACAUGAAAUUGCAUGCAUUACAUUUAUUUUUUUCCUGUCAAAAUGGAAAGAAAUACAUUUAGUAAGAAAAGUGUCCAGUUUGGAUACAUUUUACUUUUAUUGCAUCCCGUAUCAAGCAGGUGCUAGCUUAAACUAUUGGUACCCAUAUGACGCCACUAGAUGACAGUAUUGCCCUGCAAAGCCUUCUCGUUUCCUCCAUUACAUUUCUGUCAGGUAUCAGGUGAGUAGUUUUGCUUUCUUUCAGUUUUAUCCCAAAAAGUACAUACUUCAAUGGAAAUAUUUCAUUAACAAUGUGGCCCUUCCUGUUCCCUCUUUCGGGUUUCAUGAAAGCCAUGCAGGGUGAGUACUUUAUAACUUCUCUUUCAAGGUUUUUAUGAUGGCAACAGCGUAACAAAACCACUUUUUUCCUCCAGGGAAUAUUAUUUGCCGCGUGCGUGCGGGUGUGUGUGUGUGUGUGUUGCUGCAGUGUGACCUGCUUGCCAGCUCCAGUCGGUGUGUUGCUGCAGUGGAUUAGCAUUUAUUUUUAAAGCGGUGCAUCCAGAGCGCCAAGCCCAGUGUGGAUGUGAGAGCUCCGUGAAGAUGCAGCGUAUCUACAUGCACAGCAACGAGCACUUUGAAGUGUUCACCACUGUCCUUGCGCCACAAGGCAUAAGUCGAUACACAGCACAAGCUGAGAAGAUGGUGGUGGUACACAGCUACAAUCCUCACUGGCCAGAUGAGUUGGAGCUGGCUGCUGGUGACGUCAUGGUGGUUCUGUCCCAGCACGAGGAGGGGCGCUGGUUCGGACGUCUGCAGGACGGCCAGCAGGGCUACUUCCCCGCUUCCUGUGUCAUGGAGCUGGGCCAGGAUAAAAGCCUCAGAAGGAGCUCAUCUCUGAGAACAUCGGAACAUGACGGGAGCGUACGUCGUAACAGUGCGAGUGGACACAUUCUGCAGGCGCUCAGGAGGGGGAGCCGAGGAGGCGGCGGCGCAGGGGAAGUGAGCCUGGAUGGCGGCCAGGAUGGCAGCGAGGCCCCCGCCGUGCCCCCGUCGCAGAGGCCCUUCUACUCCCCGCAGCUUCAACACGCGAGCCCCCAUCCUCAGAUGCAGCGCUCCUCCCCGGGUCUGCUGCACAGGAUCUUGUCCAGGUGCCGCAGGAAGAGCGAAUGCCAGGGGGCCACCAACGGGGCCUUUGAGGAGGACUAACUCAAGUGGUGGGCAGGGCAGGGGGGCCCAGUGGAUGUCUUCUCUCAGCAUCCAGGUAUCGUGGCGUCCAUGUUGUGACAUUACAAAGGGGGCGUGGCUUCAGAACCAGAAGUUGUUUUUCUUUCAUUUAAGCAAUCGCAAUUCUUUUGUUUCUCAAACAGUGGGUCAGGGCCCACUGUGUGGUCAUGAGCAGCAAUGGAGAUUUCUUUAUUCGUGUCGGCACUCUAGUAUUCGUGUUAGAACGAUACACAAGCCUGCAGCUAGGUGGCAGCACUGCCAAAUCUAAUCAACACCCUCUCGGUUCUACCCAGUAAAACUAGUAAGUACACAGGAACACGUGUACUUACUUCUUCGACCCAGUAUAAGUUGUAAGUACAAAGGAACACAUGUUUAUUUACUUCUUCUACCCAGUGUAAGUAGUAAAUAGACAGGAACAAAAUGUACUCUUACCAAUUAAAUAAGAAAAAAUAUAUUCAUUCAAAAUGUGUACAAAAAGUCUAACAAAAUUGUUUAUAUUGUCAGAAUAUAUUUUGGAAUAACUGUUAAAAAAAAAGUCAUCAAAUCAGAAACUUUAUUACAAAAGUCUUGACAGACCAACUCAAUGUGUAUGGAAAAAAGAAACAUCACUGAAAAAUAAAUACGAUUUUUUAAAAUUGAAUUAUGCAAAUGUAAUUGAUUAGAAAUUCAAUACUAAAUGUUUAAAAAAAAAAAAAAUACAAUUUGUGAUUAUUUAUUUAAAAUAAUAUCUAAAGAUUCCAUUAAAUAUAAAGAAAUGAUAAAUAACAAUUGAAUACAAAAAAAUAUAGUAAUUCUAACUUCUUUAAUAUCUGGGACGGAAAUGUCCCACAAACACAUAUAUUUUUGGAAUGAAUAAAACUUUGUAAAUUAAACAUAUAUCUAAAAUCAUAUAUUCAUAUAUCAUAAUUUAUAUUUAUUUUUGAAUACAAAUCCACCAAAUUAGCUCCUAUUUAUUUCAAAACAUGAAGGAAAAAUUUACUUAUUUUUAUUCUUAAAGAAUCCAUUAAAUAUAUCAAUAUACAACAAUUGAAUAUACAUAAGGUCUAAUUAUUCUAACUUCAUGAAAUAUCUGGGGCAGAAAUGUAUCAUAACCAAAACAUUUUUUUUCAAUUUAUAACAAUUUCUUCAAUAAAAAUGUAUACAAAUUGACCUAUAUAAUAUAUGUAUCAUAAUUUAUGUGAAUAUGAGCAAAAAUGUAAACAUUUUAAAAUGUAGAGGCCACUUUGGUGCUUAAUGCAUUUAUUAAUAAUUGUAAUGUGAGCUGUGUUCUUAUUUAUUUUUGGACUAUAUCAUGGGCCGGUAAAAAAAACUAACCCUGAGAUGCAUAUGUUCCCCAGGCUUCACUUUGAACACCCUUUAUCAAAAACGGUUCAAAUUAAAACACGGUAUAUAAUGUGCUUUGUAAGCGGCUUCGUUAUUGUCUGUGUCACUAUAAAGCUUGUGUGACUCUGCAAUGUAAAUAUGUGAAAGUGAAACUUAUUUUUAUCAUUAAACAACCAGCAAUAA